Messenger RNA from Colius striatus (speckled mousebird), 1047 nucleotides. It is a transcript of the gene RILPL2, whose product is annotated as Rab interacting lysosomal protein like 2. Gene Ontology annotation, biological process: cilium assembly. Lineage: Eukaryota; Metazoa; Chordata; Aves; Coliiformes; Coliidae. The transcript is spliced from 4 exons. Bases 109 to 741 code for a protein of 210 amino acids. The record is from RefSeq and is a predicted model, not a curated record. Gene Ontology annotation, cellular component: ciliary basal body; cytoplasm. Gene Ontology annotation, molecular function: protein dimerization activity.
GGGGGCGGGAGGGAUCGCUCCGCCCGCGGGCCCCGCCGGCAGCACCGCCCGGGCCGGCCUGCCCUGCCCUGCCCCGAGGAAGGAAGUUAGCGACCGGCCGCGCCGGGUAUGCAGCAGGGCCGCGAGGAGGAGGAGCUGGAGGACGAGGAGGAGGAGGAAGGGGACGCCGGCCCGGAGAAGGCUCUGGAGAAAAGCCCCUUCCAGCUAACGCCCGGGGAUGUCUAUGACAUCUCCUCUGUGGUGGGCCGGGACUUGCUGCAGCUGCGGAACGGGCCAGAGGUGUCCGCCACUCUGGCCCGGCUGCAGUUCAGGAUCGUGAGGGUGCUGGAGAUGCUGGAAGCGCUGGUGAGCGAGAGCAGCCUCGCCGAGGAGCAGCUGCGGCUGGAGCGGGACUGCUUGCGGCGGGAGCUGCAGGAGCUGCGAGCAGAGGGGGCCCGAGGCAGCGCCCAGCAGCUCAGCCUUGGACCAGAUAAAAUGGUAAUAGACCUCACAGAUCCGAAUCGCCCCCGGUUCACCUUACAGGAGCUGCGAGAUGUAUUGCAAGAGCGUAACCAGCUGAAAGCUCAGCUUCUUGUGGUGCAAGAGGAGCUACAGUGCUAUAAGAGUGGGAUCAUCUCACAGAGAAUGGACCAAACUGAAGAACUGGAAAAAGAAGCCAGUGGCAGCAGCCCUGGCACCAGGAAGGAUAGUGAAGAGAAGACAAUCAUCAAACGCCUGUUCUCUUUUAAACAUGGAAAAUGAACAUCCUCAAGAACUUCAGCACUCCUGUUCAGAAAUGGCACUGAGGAGACCGACCACAGCCUCAGGGGAGUCAGUGAUCAGAAGCAUCACUCCUGCUGUAGAGAGCAAGCAAUCUCAGAAAGUGUGUUGUAUAAUACUGUUUCAGAAGUCUGAAAGAAUAGAUUUUUCUUCACUAUUUUUAGAAACUGCUUCAGAUGGACACUUUUUGUAUUUCUUAGAUUCCUACCAGACAUUACCCACAUGUAGAAAAUAAGUAUUUUAUACAAAGGUGGGGUUUCUUAUUAAAAAAGCCUGUGAUGAUCUGUA